This is a messenger RNA of Nerophis lumbriciformis (worm pipefish), 7018 nucleotides long. RefSeq lists its product as uncharacterized. Gene Ontology annotation, biological process: heart development; regulation of gene expression. Gene Ontology annotation, molecular function: chromatin DNA binding; RNA polymerase II cis-regulatory region sequence-specific DNA binding; histone H3K27me2/H3K27me3 demethylase activity. NCBI's taxonomy places the organism in Eukaryota, Metazoa, Chordata, Actinopteri, Syngnathiformes, Syngnathidae. The record is from RefSeq and is a predicted model, not a curated record. Gene Ontology annotation, cellular component: MLL3/4 complex.
AUUUUUCUCUCUCGUGCUCAACCCAAUUACUUCCGCAGAUAAUAAUAGCUUCCUUGUAAGAAACGCUGCCGUGGUACUGCUUUUCACCGCUAGAUGUCAGUGUUUUGCUCCAAUUCAAGCCGGUUGGCCAGCCCCCCUCGGUUUUGGCUUAGCGAGUGGAGUGGAAACAGGAAGAGGAAUAUAGUGGGGGAAGAAAAGAGACGGUGGAGAGGAUCGGGUGAGACAAGAAGGUGGUGAGGAGUGAAAGGGAGGAAAAGGGGAGCAGAGGGGAGUGUGUGGACCUCCAGAAGGAAGACAUUUAAGAGAGAGGAGAGGAAGCAUGUCUAUUUAAAGGUAUCCGAGUCUGUACUGGGCUGUCUUUGCUAUUUUGGAUUGACUGACAGAGAGAUCAUCCCCUCUUUUUCACUCAUAUUUCACUGGAAGGUGUGACGUGGAGGGCCUCCCAAAUACAGACCAAGACUGGCUGCAUGUAUCACUCGGCAGAGCUGUACUCUGGCCGUAAAUCAUGGGACUCCUACCCAGCUGGAGGCCCUAACAGAGGGCGAUGGGCUCCAGUGGACAGUCGACAGUCGACUUGGAGCCAAACACAAAGAUCCCACGGACGACACCAUCCAUCCGAUUAUUCCAUCUCACUAUCAAGUCAGCCUUUUACCAGGGGGGAACGAACAGUCCACUAUGCCCAAGACAAGGGUGUCUCUAAGAGGCACAGGCAGCAUCUUUGGGAUGCUAAAGAACAGCCAUUUGAGGCCCAGAACUGGCAUCAGAACUCGAUGCGCUCAUUCCACAACCGAGCUGGUGCUGACAAUGGUUAUCUAACAAGACCGGGACAGCGCUACAAAAAUUGGGUCAGCAACUCUUUGCAUGGGAGUCCUCGCCUACAUCGCAACAGCAGAGAAAUCCAGCCUCCUCUAGAAAGAUGGGCUCCCUCAGACCUUCACAGGAGUUUCCCAGGUCGAAUGAUCAAUAACAGGCCAGAGCCUUGGAAACGGCCCGCCCCUCAUCAGUGCCAAGACCAAAUGCACCAGCAUCGACCAUCAGCCCAGCACUCUUCAUCUAUGAGGGAUGAGGGUCCGGCCAAGAGGAGCCGGGAUUCUGCACUUGAUCAGUCAUCUCAUUCUGGAUCAAGACAUCUAGUUGCCCAUCCAGCAUCACCACCUCACCACCAUCGUAACCAAGAUGACUGGAAACCUCUUCAUGACAGGACAGGUCCUUGCCGUGUCUCUGACCAGAGGACCUCAACAACACAGCAACAGGAGACCUUGAAAUCGAGAGUUGGAGGACAUAGUUUGUUCAACAGCGACCCCAUAGUCCAAAACCAGGGUUGCAGCAACAAAAUGUCACAUCUUGGAAACAGUGGGAAGAGUUGUCGAAAAACAUCUUCACCAGCAGAACACACUCGUGUGCCUUACAGCCACCAAAACCCUCAUUACCAUCAUCAGCGGCACACACGCCACCUCAAAGUUGAACAGCACAAACCUCUGCGAUACCACCUGGAUGAGGAGGAGGAGGACUCACAGAAUCAUCUCCAUAAUCAAAGCACAGAAUCUCAGUGUACUCUUCCAAGCGGCAUUUCAAGAGAUGCCACCUCCUGGUCUUCUGCAGCAGUCUCUUCUCAUUCGUCCCUUCGUCCGAAAGAUUCUUCUCACAGUCCACAUGUUAGUCCGUCACUACACAUGGCAGCCAAUGGCAGUAGACAUUGUAGCCCGAUCCUCAGUGGACAAUCAAAGGUCCAGGGAAGCCCUACUCAUAAAGCAAGGGUCUGCUCAACCUCCACCCCAUCUUGUGCAUCAUCACCUUGUGCAAAGCCGAGGUUUUCAGAUGUCAAAUACAAGAAGAUCUCACAGCCUCCAUGCUUGUCCCCCCAUGGCAACUCGAGAACAAACAAGCCCAAAAAGGAGUCAAAUGCCAGAAGAAAAGCUGAAUGCAAACAUAAAGAUAAGCUGGUAAAAAGGGAAAGAAGGAGCAAUGUUGAAAAGGCAAACCACAGGGGAGAAGGCAGAAAAAAACGAAAGAAAAAAGAGGAACACAAUUUAGGGGAGAGAAGAAAGAAAAGAGAUAAAGCGAAAAGGAAAGAAAAGAAAAUAGGCCUGACCGUUCUAACCACUGAGGUUAUUUCCAACUCUUCAGGAGAGGAGCAACAAUCUCCUCAUCCCGGAUGCACUUCUUGGCAAACACUGCCCAAAAGGAAUUCUGCUAAACGUCCUACUGAGGAUCGACAGGUACACUUACUCCCCAUAAAGAGCCCCAUCAGGAAGAUGGCUUCCAUUGUCUCAUCCCAAUUAGAACCCAAAGCAAAACCUGAAAAUACAUUGCCUUCUAUUUUAUAUGAAGCCGUAGAACCUCUCAGUGCAGCGUCGAGUGUUCAUGAAGCUCAACGAGGGCUUCUCCAUGCCCCGGACCUCCAGCCUAUGGGUGUAAUAGGAAAUGUGCAGGAAGCGGGGGAGAACCUAGCAAACACGCCUCCUGUACUCAGUUGGCAGGGCUCACCGGUAUCAGAUGUGGGAGAGGAUGAGGACGAGCUGCAAAAAGGAGUGAUUAGCAGACCUGUCCUCCAGCCUAGUCCUACCCAGUGCUUUUCUCCUCCCCCCUUAGAAGGCGAGAACAUUUAUGACUUGAUUAAGGAGCCUUGUGAAAGUAAACAGGCAGAGUGUUCGCAACUUUCUAAUCCGUCGAGUACAAAGAAACAAGAUCUUAAAGAUGAGAAGAAGUCAGAAAGUCUAGAGGUUUCUAGCUCUCUGCAACAGGAUCUUCACCGCAAAGCAGGCCUGGAUGACGUUUUCAAGAGCCUGGCCACUUUUCUUGGUAGCCAGAGGGCCACAUGUCGAGGUGGUCCAUUUGGGGGGUCUUCUUCUUGCACUGCUAGUGGGGUUAAGUUGGUGUCUGCGCUUUCUCUCGGACCAGAUAUCCGCUGUCACCAGCAAAAGGUUUCUGACCUCAAGUCGGAGCCUAAUAAUCUGUCUGAUUCACAUGUGAAGCCCCAUACUGUGACAAAUCAGUGUGAGUCUGACACAGAAACCCCUACACUCAAAGUAACGGAGACUGAUGAGGAUAUUGAAGAUAGGCAAGACAGGAGAAGCACACACAUCCUGCCUGAAGGAAAAGAUUCACUUUUGGACCAUUCUCUCAGUGCAGAGCUGAGACUAACCACCACCCACACCUCCUCUUUGAGCCACCUCCUUGUAGUCGCCAGGAAGGACGAGGAACUGAAGACUGAGGAGACCCACCUCCGAGGUGCAGAGAAACAACGAAAGCAAAAGGCCAAGGACGGUAGUCAGGUCAAAAUUAAGACAAAGAAGAAGAAAAAAAGCACUGUUAUCUCCAGAAAUACACUCAAACGUAAACACAAAUCCCCUUCCUGCAAAGAUGUGCAGAGAAUCCGUGUGAAACAUGAAAAAGCUAACUUAAAGAUUAGCAUUGACAAUAAAGACAAUGAUAAGACAAUAAAAAAUGCUGCUUCAGCGGCAACUGGAAACUCCACCACCAAGACCUCGAGCUCAUUAUCAACUAUAACAAUCAAUCCAUCCAACAUAAUUACCACCACACCAGCGAGUAAAUCUGCUGCCAACCUAUUGAAGCUGAGAGCAUUGUCCAUGGGCUUUACCAAGGAGCUGAAGGUCCUGGUGGUGAGGAUGAAGCUUGAUGCCAGGCACACAUUCAACGUAACAGAAGUAGAAGAACGAAAAAUCCCACUUUCUCAGAUCAGCAUUCAAAACACAGCAACUGAAGUAGUAGGAGCUUGCAAAGGGGCAAAGGUCAAGGAAAAAUUUAAGGAGUCAUACCUGCUUACUUCCCUCUCUGUCAAACCUGACAUUUCUAGUCAGACUCCGAUUCCUCGAGAAAAGCUCAACCCUCCCACACCCAGCAUCUAUUUGGAAAGCAAGAGGGACGCCUUCUCACCAGUUCUGCUGCAGUUCUGCACCAACCCCAAAAAUGCUGUGACUGUCAUCAGAGGUCUUGCUGGCUCGCUCCGCCUCAACCUUGGCCUGUUUUCUACCAAAUCUCUGGUGGAGGCCAAUGCAGAACAUGCCGUGGAGGUGAGGACUCAGGUGCAGCAGCCUGCUGAUGAAAAUUGGGAUACCCGUGGCUCGACUCAGACGUGGCCCUGUGAGAGCAGCCGCUCACACACCACCAUUGCCAAAUACGCUCAGUACCAAGCAUCCAGCUUCCAGGAGAGCCUGCAGGAGGAGAAAGAGAGUGAAAAUGAAGAGGAAGAGGAUCAGGCCAAGUCUUCGGAUACGCCGUCCACCACAAAAGCAAAUGUGUGGUCAGACCACAAUAAAGGCAACCUGGUCUCAACUGCAAUUAAACACACCUCUGAUCUCUUAACUAGCAAAGCCGCCACCGACAACACAUCCAGCUCGGAACUGAAAGCUGUUGGCAAGAUCAUCAAAUUUGGCACCAACAUCGAUCUCUCUGACUCUAAACGGUGGAAGCCUCAGCUGCAGGAACUGCUCAAGCUGCCAGCAUUCAUGCGUGUGGAGUCGAGCAACAACAUGCUCAGCCAUGUUGGCCACACAAUCCUGGGAAUGAACACUGUCCAGCUCUACAUGAAGGUGCCAGGCAGCCGGACACCAGGUCACCAGGAGAACAACAACUUCUGCUCUGUCAACAUCAAUAUUGGACCAGGUGACUGUGAGUGGUUUGCUGUCCAUGAACAUUACUGGGAGUCAAUCAACACAUUCUGUGAAAAGCAUGGAGUAGAUUACUUGACAGGGUCCUGGUGGCCUGUUCUGGAAGACCUCUACAGUUCCAACAUCCCUGUGUAUCGUUUCAUUCAAAGACCAGGCGAUUUAGUGUGGAUCAAUGCAGGUACCGUGCAUUGGGUCCAAGCAGUGGGCUGGUGCAACAACAUUGCAUGGAAUGUGGGACCUCUGAACUCAUACCAGUAUCAACUAGCACUGCAGCGAUUUGAGUGGAACGAGCUGAAGAAGGUUAAGUCAAUUGUUCCCAUGAUCCACGUUUCCUGGAAUGUGGCUCGCACCAUCAAAGUCACCGACCACGACACCUACAAGAUGAUAAAACACUGCCUCAUGCAGUCCAUCAAGCACAUCCAGAUCCUAAAAGAACAGCUGAUGGCUGCUGGGAAGAGGAUCUCAUACCAGAGUCGUGUUAAAGACGAGCCUGCUUAUUACUGCAAUGAGUGCGACGUGGAGACAUUUGACGUGCUGUUCGUGACCAGUGAAAACUGCAGUAAGAAGAGCUACGUGGUGCACUGUGAGGACUGCGCCCGAGCUAAGAACCCUUCGCUGGCUGGAGUGGUGGUGUUGGAACAAUAUCGAAUGGAAGACUUGAUGAAAACCUACGACAGCUUCACACUGGCUCCCUCACCCUCUUCAAAAUGAGGACAUCUUCAUGAGGUCUUUCAGCCAUAACCAAAACUAAUGGCAGCACAAAUGUUGCCUCCAAGGCAAUCUGGUUCCUGCAGUCAACGUUUACUCUGUUGUUUACAUCACUCAAUAAGGUAUGGAUAUCCUCAGCCAAUCCAAAUACAGCUCACUGUCUUCCCCAUACCAGCUGCUGAUUGGACGUGUGCAUUUUAAAUAGAAUGACUAGAAUGGUAAUUCUAAUGGAAAGCAUUUAGGAUGAAAAAAAGAGCACUGCUACCACUGAAAAUCAGGUUAUUUACUGUAUACGUUCGACAGAUACUGCUGUGAUUUAAAAGCGUCAAGUAGCCAAUUUUCUGUAUCAAUUCAGGUACUUUUAUGCAAAUUCUGGUUUUUUACACCAAUCUAGUUAUUCUACAUGUCCAUGAAUAUGCUGUGAUUCUAUUAUACCAGCAGGGGAAACCGCUUCACACAGGAGAAGUAGCUGAUUGUCACAUUUGCUUCAUAUUAACAAUACUGUAUUGAUACCUGGUUUUCAGGGAAAUUUUGACAUGUGUUCCUCAUGUCUGUAAACUCUGAGGUGCUAUUCCGAUCUUAUUUAUUCUUUUCACAUCAUUCAAAACGUUGUACCAGCCUAGAAGUACACCACAUUGGCCUUGUGAACUGUAUUUAGAGGAGAUGUAAUUAGAGUGUAAAAUUACAUGACUAUGUUUUAUUUAGAAAAAUAAAUAAAUAGCAAUUUCUCUAAAUUACGGGUUUAGUAGAGGACUAAUAUGGCCGCAUUUUUAGGUGGGAAUCAAGUGUGUUAAAUGGUGUGGUUUCUACGACACUUGCAGAAUCAAACGUGGUGUUGAUUUUUCUAUUUCAUUUUUUUGGAACGGGAACUGAAUCCCAGUUUUAUACCUCUUUGUGUUGCUUGGUUUUUAGAUGACAUGAGAAUAAAUAACUGUACAUGGUGAGCGACUAUAUGAAAUCAAAAAGUGGUGUGCAUAGAUGGAGUACAGGGGGGUAAAUCACCAUUUUUCUAUUUUUGUUAAACACUGUGAGAACUUCACUCAUUAGUAUGCUUCUCUUAUCCACAAUACAUACAGUAUCCACGCCUGACACCAGCUGCAAUGACUGGAUAUGUCACAAAGUAAGAUAAAAGCAUAUUGACACAUUACACGUUCUUCAACUGUCUUUUUUUUCCUUUCUACCGCUCACAAUUUUCAAUCAAAUCAUAUAUUUUUCUAAACCAGAAUUCAUUUAUUCAACAGCUAUCAAAUGUUGAUUUGCAAAAGAAUAGAGCACUUCUACAAAAUUAACAUAAGAAGUCCAACCCUCACUUUUUCCCAGAGAAACUACUGUAUUUUGCUCUUUGUUUCCCAUAAAUUCCCCAAGUUUUAUGAAAAAAAGCCUCUCUGGUGCUGCAAAACUAGGGCAACAGAGGCAUCCCCCACCCUUCCGUUCCACUCGGGCCUACUUCAGUGUAACACAUCCUGUAGCUGGUGAAAGCAGGCCUUCAAAGUAAAAGCAUGCCAAUAGAAUAGCAGUUGUACUAUCAUAGGCAGUCUCUCCACCAGCAAGGCAAAUGUUGCCAGUUGUGUCGAAAGUUGAGCUGAGAAAUGUUGGACCUAUUUAACUGCGGAAGUUUCUACAGGAAUAUACAUUUUAACUUCAUAGUGUUUACAUAUGUUCUUUGAUUAUUAUUUUUU